AUGACAAACGCAACACUGACCCUCCCAAUAUUGGUAUCCGCUCCAGGGAAACUGAUCUUAUUUGGAGAACACUCUGUCGUCUACGAUAAACCGGCCAUUGCUGCAAGUUUGGCCUCCCUAAGGACUUAUUUAUUGGUCACUGAGGCAAAUGAUCCCAAUUCCAUAGAAUUAAACUUCCCUGAUAUCAACUUUCAUCAUAAAUGGACAACAACUGACUUUGAAAAGAUCCCUCAUGAUUCAUCCGCUACUGUUGACCAGAUGGAGCAAAUACUGAACCCAGAUACCGUUUCUCCACUCUCGAAGACUCUAAUCAAAAAUAUAACUCCAUUACUGUCUGCUUUACAUAGGGAUACCAUCCAUUAUAACGCUGCUUUCUCGUUCUUAUACCUAUACCUUUCCCUUUGUCCGCAUCAAAGAGGUUUAAAUUUCACUAUCAAAUCAACAUCCCCCAUCGGUGCAGGUCUGGGGUCCUCAGCAUCCAUCUCCGUCAUCCUAGUCACUUCCAUGUUACUAUGUCAGGGCGUCCCCUUCAACAAGGAAUUAAUCAAUUCUUGGUCAUUCAUUGGUGAGAAGUGUCUUCAUGGAGACCCCUCUGGGAUAGACAAUCUGGUCUCCACAUACGGUGGUGCCGUAUACUUCAAAAGAUCCGAUCCAACACCAAUCAUUUUGCAACAGUUCCCCUCGAUACCUAUGGUCUUGACAUACACCAAGAUUCCUAGAUCUACGAGUACCCUAGUUGGUGGCGUGAGAGAGUUACAUGACAAGGAGACGAAAUUAUGUGAUUUGUUGUUGGAUUCCAUGGGGUGUGUCACUGAGAGAGCCAUGGAUAUCCUGAACCAUUAUGAUUCCUCUGGGGCAAAUGAUAACUGUCAUGAUUCCCUGUUGGAACUGGUGAGGAUUAACCACGGAUUGCUAGUUUCAUUGGGGGUGUCUCAUCCGGGUUUGGAACAAGUGAGGAUCGUCAGUGAUGAAUUACGCAUUGGGGAGACUAAGUUGACAGGUGCAGGAGGGGGUGGAUGUGCAAUGACUAUCUUGAAGAAGGAUAUAGAUCAAGAUAUAUUGAAGGCAUUCACGGAUACUAUACGGGAUAAGUUACAAUAUGAAAUAUUUCAGACGAAUUUAGGUGGGCGUGGAUGUUGUUAUGUUCCAAGAGAUACCAUCUCAGAUGGAGAUUUAAUAAGGAUAUUGAAAGUGUUCCAGGAUCCAGUGACUGUCCAAGAGAUCGACGCUGUCUUGCUGCCUGAAAAGUCCCAUUUGCAAUGGAGUGAUUCAGAAUAA
Messenger RNA from Naumovozyma castellii, 1278 nucleotides. RefSeq names its product mevalonate kinase (gene ERG12). The transcript has a single exon. The coding region runs from base 1 to 1278 and encodes 425 amino acids. NCBI's taxonomy places the organism in Eukaryota, Fungi, Ascomycota, Saccharomycetes, Saccharomycetales, Saccharomycetaceae. The record is from RefSeq and is a predicted model, not a curated record.